This is a messenger RNA of Ambispora leptoticha, 2340 nucleotides long. Lineage: Eukaryota; Fungi; Glomeromycota; Glomeromycetes; Archaeosporales; Ambisporaceae. The record is from the annotation of a GenBank genome assembly.
AUGAGUGAAGCUAUGAGCAAAUUUUCUGUGCAUAAUGAAAUCAAUACAAACCAAAAAAACUACGAAGACAAUGAAUGGUCUGAAUUCUCUACUUGGGAUAAUACUAUAAAUGAAGUGGAAUUUACCAAUGUUUGGCAAGAAUUUGAUCCAAAAGAACCGGAAAAAGAAGAGGAGAAACCAGAGAGAACAGCCAUAAAUAUUACUGGUGUAUUGAGGGACAUUGCAGAUAAUGUGUGGUCAGAGGUAGAAGUAGUGGCAUCACCUACUUCAAUUGUUUCUCCAAAUUCUCUUCUCGCAGUUAGAAACAGUCUUGAUGAGGGUGAAAAGGUUUUGAAUGAACAAAGCUUCAUUCAAAAACCGGAAGGUAAAAAUUCGGAGAAGAAGCCCUCUUUAUUAACACCACCUACUUCCCCUCCCAUGAUUGGGACAGACAACGUCGAUCCAGAAAAUGAUAAUAAUGUUGAUAAUAAUGAGUUUGGGGAUUUCAUUUCACAAUCUUCAAGUAAAAAUGUAAAUACACCAAAUGAUAGUGAUAAUAACGAGGAUGAAAUUGAUAAUGACGAAGAGUUUGGCGAUUUUGAGUUUGGGCAAGAGAAUAACGAUACUGAUGACUUACAAGACACACAUAUAGACGUGUCUUCAAUUGAUCAUAGUAAACUUCCCCAAGAAGUUAUCCACUGGAUUGAGUUCUUAGGUCAAAUAUAUCCAUCGUCGAAUACAUCAGAUUCGCAGAGUUUAUCUAAAUCUAUUGUUUUGAGAGAGCUUGUUAAUAAUGCAAAUGAAUAUUUAAACUCUGAAAUUACAUUAUCAUCUCUCGUUGAACCAAUGAUUAAUGAUGACGGGAUAGUCAGGGUAUCUUGGCGUGGUUCACAAACUCAAAGAGCAUACUUUGAAAAUAUUUUCGGAUUCAAAAAAAAUAAGGAGGAUAGAACACCAAUUGAGACCACAUCAGAUGAGACCACAUCAAAUGUUCCCUCACCUGCUACAGUGCCAAUAAUUCCGAUCUAUUCAAAGAACAUGAAUGAGAAUGUGACAGCAAUGAAUACAUCUGAACCUCGCAAAUCGUUAAAUGAAAAUAGCCGAGAAUCACUUACAUCAAGUAUCGAAAGCAGGCGUGAUUCAUUACUUUCGAUCCCGGAACUUGCUCUUUCUUCUACUUCCACUUCACCGCCAACUUCUCCGAUAUCUCCAACGUCCCCUUGCAAUUCCCAACCUUUGCAUGAAUUGGCAGGACUAAAAUUCUUUAAUAAUUCAAAGCCUGAUCGUAAUCAAUUAUUUGAUGCACAUUAUUUGAAACAUCUGUAUCACUCCUCAAAUAAUGCUGGUAAAGGAUCUCAAACUUCUGAAUUAGCUGAUUUGAUAACACAGGAUACGACAAAAUCCAAAGCUUUGCAAGAUUUGCAAGAACUCACGGUUGCACUAGUUUCAGAAAUUGUAUCUUCACCGGAAAGCUCGAAAAAAGCCUCGAAAUGGGCCAAAUCCAAAUUUUUACUUCCUAUUCAACCAGUUACAGCUAAAGUUUCCGAUAGUUCAUUGGAUACACAAUCAAAACCAACCGAUACAGCACGACAUAAAAGUUUAGUAAUAAAUACAAAAAGAGAUCAACCACAAAAAAACGAAGUGACAUUGAACACGAUGUUCUCUUCAGAUGAAUUCGGAGAUUUGGUUUCUGCUGACACAACAAGUAACGAUAUUUUUGAUUCUGCCGAAUCAAGUUUUUCUCCCCAAUCCCCUUCAAUAUCUUUUGAGAUAAUGAAACCGGCUAUUUCUUCCAAGUCUCAAAGUAAACCUAUCACGAUAUCAAGUCCUACUGAAAUCGUCCAAAAUACACAAGAAAAAAAUUCUGGUUUAGAUUCGUUAGAGUUUGGGGAAAUGAUUUCUGCUGAUGAAUCUCGAUCAACGAAGUCGAAUUUUGCUAAUAACACCAUUAAAAAUUCAUUCUCCACGAUAUCUUCACAUUCACAUCAAUCCUCUGUUUCUUCGUUAACCCCCGCUCAUUCACUAUUUUCUACGAAAAAUUCUACAUUCAAAGACUUUCAAGAAUUAACAGCUGGGUUGGAAUCAAAAGUAGCCACUUUUUCAAAUUCCACUCAAUUGCGGUCUAAGUCAGCAUCGAACAGCAGUCCUCCUAUAAAUCAGAAAACCUCAAAAAGCAAUAAUUCAGAAAGACUAUACACAUCUCAAAUUAAUGCAGAAUUGGUUUCAGCGAGCGAAUUAGACACACAAACUCAGUCAAACUCUUGGUUCUCAACAACAGGUUUUUCCUUCUUGGAUUCUGUUAAAUCUCAACAUGAUGAUUUUGGAGCUCUGAAUUCCGAACCAGAAACAACUAUUGUCUAA